AUGCCUUAUGUAACUCUGAGCCGUAUGCUGGAUGUAACUCUGAGCCGGAUGCUGGAUGUAACUCUCAGCCGAAUGCUGGAUGUAACUCUUAGCCGGAUGCUGGAUGUAACAAUGAACCGGAUGCUGGAUGUAACUCUGAGCUGGAUGCUGGAUGCUGGAUGUAACUCUUUGCCGGAUGCUGGAUGUAUCUCUGAGCCAGAUGCUGGAUGUAACUCUCAGCCGGAUGUUGAAUGCUGGAUAUUACUUUGUGCUGGAUGUAACGCUGAGCUGGAUGUAACUCUGAGCUUGAUGCUGGAUGUAACUCUGAGCCAGAUGCUGGAUGUAACACUGAGCCGGAUGCUGGAUGUAACUCUGAGCUGGAUGCUGGAUGUAACUCUGAGCCGGAUACAGUGUUACAGUGCUACAGCCCUUUCUGUAACAAGUGGCUUUGAAAUUUGACAGACAGGGAAAGUGUAUCAGUGAGCGUGGACCUGUGGUCAUUUGUGGACAUCAUGAGACAGUAGAUAAUGUUGAACAUUUAGUUUAUGGAGAUAUAAUUGUGGAAAUUUAACAAACCCCAAAACUACAAAAUAAUGUAUGUUUACAAUCCAAAAUAUAACAAACAUAGCAGCUACAACAUAUGCACCUAUCCGGUGUAUGUGACAAUAAAACAUUCUCUCAACCAGCUUCAUGAGGUAGUCACCUGGAAUGUAUUUCAAUUAACAGGUGUGCCUUGUUAAAAGUUAAUUUGUGGAAUUUAUUUCCUUCUUAAUGCGUUUGAGCCAAUCAGUUGUGUUGUGACAAGGUAGGGUUGGUAUACAGAAGAUAACCCUAUUUGGUAAAAGACCAAGUCCAUAUUAUGUCAAGAACAGCUCAAAUUAGCAAAGAGAAACGACAGUCCAUCAUUACUUGUCUCUUCUUCUUAUUGGUGUCCUUUAGUAGUGGUUUCUUUGCAGCAAUUCGACCAUGAAGGCCUGAUUCACGCAGUCUCCUCUGAACAGUUGAUGUUGAGAUGUGUUUGUUACUUGCGUUCGCAAAGUAUUCAGACCCCUUGACUUUUUCCACAUUUUGUUACGUUACAGCCUUAACCUACACACAAUACUCCAUAAUGACGAAGCAAAAACAGGUUUUUAGAAUUUUUUGCAAAUGUAUUACAAAUAAAAAACUUAAAUAUCACAUUUACAUAAGUAUUCAGACCCUUUACUCAGUACUUUGUUGAAUCACCUUUGGCAGCGAUUACAGCCUUGAAUCUUCUUGGGUAUGAUGCUACAAGCUUGUCACUUGUAUUUGGGGAGUUUCUCCCAUUCUUCUCUACAGAUCCUCUCAUGCUCUGUCAGGUUGGAUGGGGAGCGUCGCUGUACAGCUAUUUUCAGGUCUCUCCAGAGAUGUUCGAUCGGGUUCAAGUCCGGGCUCUGGCUGGCCCGCUCAAGGACAUUCAGAGACUUGUCCCGAAGCCACUCCUGCGUUGUCUUGGCUGUGUGCUUAGGGUCGUUGUCCUGUUGGAAGGUGAACCUUUGCCCCAGUCUGAGGUCCUGAAUGCACUGAAGCAGGUUUUCAACAAGGAUCUCUGUACUUUGCUCUGUUAAUCUUUCCCUCGAUCCUGACUAGUCUCCCAGUCCCUGCCGCUGAAAAACAUCCCCACAGCAUGAUGCUGCCACCACCAUGCUUCACCGUAGGGAUGGUGCCAGGUUUCCUCCAGACGUGACGCAUGGCAUUCAGGCCAAAUAGUUCAAUCUUGGUUUCAUCAGACCAGAGAAUCUUGUUUCUCAUUGUCUGAGAGUCCUUUAGGUGCCUUUUGGCAAACUCCAAGCGGGGUGUCACGUGCCUUUUACUGAGGAGUGGCUUCCGUCUGGCCACUCUACCAUAAAGGCCUGAUUGGUGGAAUGCUGCAGAGAUGGUUGUCCUUCUGGAAGGUUCUCCACAGAGGAACUCUAGAGCUCUGUCAGAGUGACCAUCGGGUUCUUCGUCACCUCCCUGACCAAGGCCCUUUUCCACCGAUUGCUCAGUUUUGCCGGGCAGCCAGCUCUAGGUAGAGUCUUUGUGGUUCCAAACUUCUUCCAUUUAAGAAUGAUGGAGGCUACUGUGUUCUUGGGGACCUUCAAUGCUGCAGAAUUUUUUUGCUAUCCUUCCCCAGAUCUGUGCCUCGAUACAUUCCUGCUCUAUGGACAAUUCGAUCGACCUCAUGGCUUGGAUUUUGCUCUGACAUGCACUGUCAACUGUGGGACCUUAUAUAGACAGGUGUGUCCCUUUCCAAAUCAUGUCCAAUCAAUUGAAUUUACCACAGUUGGACUCCAAUCAAGUUGUAGAAACAUCUCAAGGAUGAUAAAUGUAAACAGGAUGCACCUGAGCUCAAUUUCGAGUCUCAUAGCAAAGGGUCUGAAUACUUACGUAAAUGUGUAUUUUCCAUUUUUAUAUUGAAUACAUUUGAAAAAAUGUCUAAAAACCUGUUUGCUUUGUCAUUAUGGGGUAAUGUGUGUAGAUAGAUGAGGGGAAACAAACAAUUGAAUCCAUUUUAGAAUAAGUCUGUAAUGUAACAAAAUGUGAAAAAAGUCAAGGGGUCUGAAUACUUUCUGAAUGUUGUUAAGUUACAGCCUUAUUCUAAAAUGGAUCAUCUCAACGAUGAUCAAUGGAAACAGGAUGCACCUGAGCUCAAUUUCGAUUCUCAUAGCAAAGGGGCUGAAUGCUUAUGUAAAUAAGGAAUUUCCGUUUUUUAUUUUUAAUAAAUGUGUAAACAUUUCUAAAAACCUGUUUUCGUUUUGUCGUUAUGGGGUAUUGUGUGUAGAUCGCUGAGGCUUUUGAAAAAUUUAAUACAUUUUAGAAAAGGCUGUAACGUAACAAAAUGUGGAAAAAGUAAAGGGGUCUGAAUACUUUCCGAAGGCACUGAAUAUAAGGCAAAAACUGCCAAACAGUGGCAUUCUCAAACUCAAAACAAAUAUAGAGGCUACUUUAGAGCGAAUGGCCAUUAUGAGGUCACUAACGUUUAAUGUAACAAGACGUAUCCGUUGAAUGUAACUGGUUUUGGCAGAUAUUUGCUUCCAAGUUUGAUACAAAAUAUAGAAAGGAUGAUUUUGAUGUACAUGGACCAUUGUUUAUUUUGUGGAUUGGAAUGGAAAGUAAUAGCACAGAUAGCAUAAAGAGCGUUAUAAAUAUUUGGUAAUAGGCCUAUUCUAGUCACCAUAUGUAAGCCUAUGCUACAUUCUUGAUAUUGAACUAUUAUUACACGUUGUUUUGAUUAUGUAACGUUAUAAUGCUUAUUAUGAGAAAUAAAGCCAAGGCAUGAAUGAGCAAUUGAGGGCUAAUGCGAGUGUGUUACUUCGCUCUGAGGUAGGAUGGAUGAAUCCUGUUUGUUGGGCAACAUAGGCUAAUAAUAACAGUUACUGUGUCAUAAAGAUCCAGACCUCUUGGCAGAGGCUUUGCAUACAGGGAGGUUUCUACAGAUAGUCUAACCUACUGUAGGACUAGCCAAGGCAUAGUGUUUGCUUGAAUGUACAUUUCGCAAUAGCCUGCAAGGGGGCUUUUCUGGACCACUAUUGAGGUGUGGUGGUCUUACUGGUGCUUUUACAGUCGCCGAAUCAUCACCCAGGUUGGGUACUACAUUUCAGUAGUGGAGAUGAUCCAGCCCACCUACGGAGGAUGAGCUGUGACUAUCGAAGACGACCAGGUGCCUGUUGAGGAGCUCUGUGGCCUGUCAGUCAGAUGUCUCUACCUCCCUGCCUGGCUGUACCAUCUAUGCUCCCUCCUCUCAAGAUACUACCUUUCUGAACUGCCUAUAAAGAUGUGGAAGACCAUCGCCCAAAUACUGCAAGAUCCCUAUAUUUGUUCUGUUAAAGAUGCACUAUGCAGAAAGCCAUUUCCUGGUUGCUAAAAUUCUAAUAGUUCGCCUAAUUUCAGUUUAUGUGACAAAACAAGCAGUCAUUGUGUAGAGAAUCAUUGUAACAUCUAAACCGCUGUGGAAAUCACUUCCAUAACCAAAAGUAUUGUAUUUUCAGCUGUUUGAAGCUGGUGUACAAAACCGAAAGUAAAAGCAAAAACUAAAUUUAAGAACGGGAAGUAUAGAAAUAGUGCACAUAGAACAGAUCUACCACUUCUUAGACUUGCUUUAAAUGUGAAGGAAAGGACUAUUACUCACAAUUCUAUGUGAAUUUGGUCAGGUCACCAAAAAAGUUACGUAUUGUAGCUUUAAAUUGUUUUUGGUUUAUUUUUAAAGCGACUUUGAAAUUCUACUUGGAAUAAAAGCGCUAGCUCUAUAAAAUAAAUAUAUUUCCGAGUGGCGCAGUGGUCUGAGGCACUACAUCUCAGUGCUUGAGGCGUCACUACAGACCCCCUGGUUCAAUUCCAGGCUGUAUCACAACCGGCUGUGAUUGGGAGUCCCAUAGGGCGGUGCACAAUUGGCCCAGCAUUGUCCGGGUUUGGCUGGUGUAGGCUGUCAUUGUAAAUAAGAAUUUGUUAUUAACUGACUUGCCUAGUUAAAAUAAAAAUAUAUGUAUUAUUAUAACUAGCUACCAAGAAGCUAUUUCAGGCUAUGAAUCAAGUUAUCUUAGCUGGCAUGCCUGCUGGUGAGGUUGGUAGACUUUAGAAAAGCAAGCAAUAACUAAAUGUACUGAAUAAGACUCACAUUCCUUUCAAUCUUUUACCCAGAUUUUAGCAAAGAUGCAGAGAAGCAUAUUUAGUUUUUUUUUUUUUAAAUGGAGGAUACAGACAGCUCAAGAGGUACGCUUAGAUAUGCAGAAAAAUAUCCAUACUUUUUUUUAAACAUAGAAUUAAGCAUAAUGAUUAUGGCUCUAGAUUGCAGGAAAAAGCAGUUUCAGGUGUUUGAAAAAUGCAAAAUUCUCCAACUUCCUGACUGGGGGCGGCCAGCCAUCCUCACGUACUUUGUGCCCCCUCAGAUUUUUGGGAUGCAUGACGCCCCUGCCUGCAAAACAUAAACAAGCUUUGGAAAACAAUUGGCUUGUUUUGUAGACUACCUCUCUCUCUUUGCUCAAUGACAAUUACACAACGACCCCGCCCUCUUUGUCCGUCUGAUUGCGCCUGCUCAGUCCGCCCCUCUGUACUUUCUUUUUCUCCUUCACUGUGCCCUAUUGCGCGAGACCCAGACUGUUCUGAAACUCCGCGCAUCGCCCCGCAAAUAAGGUAGGGAAUUCAUAACACCAACGAUAUUUUAUUCAGAAAAACUUUCACGGCUAUUUGAGUGAUAUUGAAAUAAUAUUUUACUCAUUUGAUUUUUGUUUAGAUGGCUCAAAGUGUGGAAGCGAGAGUACAGUGUGGUAGGCUACAGAAUAGUAGGGCUGCAGGACAGGGCAGGCCUGACUAUCUGACAACUGCAAAUGUCUCAGUACUUUUACAUAUUCAGGCAUUACAACUUUCGGACAAAGUAGAUAGCACUAGGCUAUGUAGGUUUAUUAUAGGAUAUACAUAAACUGAUUAUAUAGCCUAUAAUAAAAAUGUUGAUGCUAACUAGUGAGUAUUUCGCACAGUAUUUAACUUUUAGUGCCAAUUACAGUCUCAGAAUUUCAGCAGAAUAUUAAAAUGGCUAGACAGUUAUUGUCAAUUCAAUUGUAGAUUUUGUGAAUUGUAAUUUUUUUCUCCAGAGUAUCUGGUUCUAGCACUAUACAUUUUUGCAAACAUGAGCAAUGCAUUUAACUAUGAACAAUUGAGACCUAGGCUAGCCAUCUGUCUAUUCCAAAGGGCAAUUAUGUGAGCCCAUAAAUUACGCCCUAUAUAAUACAUUGUCAGUGUUUUAUAACAUGUUUUGUAAAUUUGUAUGCCCAUUAACAGCAUGGUUUGUGCCCCAGAAACAAAGAGGGUUAGAUUUAUCCUCGUGUUGGCAUAGUGCUCUUUACGCAUGCUGGUUCUGAUGUAACACGCAGCAAUUCAAUAAUCCAUCGCCAGAAGGUCGGCCCACAACAGAAAUGAAAGUGAAAUACGAUUUGGAAUUUCAAGUCAUUGUGAAAAAAGAGUAAUCACAAUCCAAUUGUACCUAUGGACAACAAAGAAUGAUCCAAGCCUUGCUUCUUAUUGUCUGAAGCAGUAGGCCUAGUCCUUUUAAUAAGUCUGAAGAGAGUAGGCCUAUAGCCAGUGAUAGUACGUUCAAUUUUAGACUCAGACGGUAAAAUAAUGCUGUUAAUCACAAUUUAGGUUCCUUGGCUGUGUUUAGUGUUGAGCAGAUGAAUAAUUAGCUCCAUAUACACAGGCUGAAUAUCAACCCCUAUAGGAAAUGGCUGUCCUGAAGUGCCUGGCGUUGGCUGGAAGGAAUUUACAUUUCGGUCAUUUAGCAGAUGCUCUUAUCCGGAGCAUCUUACAGGAGCAAUUAGGGUUAAGUGUCUUGCUCAAGGGCACAUCAACAGAUUUUUCACCUAGUCAGCUCGGGGAUUUCAACCAGCAACCUUUCCACUAGGCUACCUGUUGAGUAGGCAAUGUGGUAGCCAUAGCUAACCCAUGCACCACUGUAUAUUCAGGCCAUAAAUUCACUAGGUGUAGCCUAAUUUGGCUGCCUUCGACCUUAUCUCACACUCACACGUUCCACUACCAACAUGCCAUCUGUCUAUUAGGCCCACCUGGAUUACCAUUAACUAAUGAGUAACAAAGCAUGAUAUAAUAAUGGCUUUUAAAGGUGCAAUAUGCAGAAAUCGCUCCUCCAUUUCCUGGAUACAAAAAUUCUAAUAGUUCGCCGAAUUUCAGUUUAUGUGACAAAACAAGCAAGUGUAGAGAAUCAUUGUACCGUCUAAACCGCUGUGAAAUAUAUUUUAAAUAACCAAAAAUAUUGUAUUUUCAGCUGUUUGAAGCUGGUGUACAAAACAGAAAGUAAAAGAUGCAAAAACGAAACUUAAGAACGGGAAGCAUAGAAAUAUUACACAUAGAACAUAUCUACCACUUCUUAGACUUGCUUUCAAUGCGAAUGAUAUAUCUAUAACUCACAUUUCUAUGUGAAUUUGGCAGUUUAUAAGCAGACCUUAAGUAAAGCGUCACCCUCGCCUGUCCCUAGUCUGUCUCCAUCACCAAACCAGUGUCUCUGGGCUGGCAUGAUAAUAACUUUUGCAGCUGACUGAUAUCCCCAACAAUGGUGCUUAUUUAGUUUGAAUAGCAUAAAGACCCAGGAAUACAAUUGUGAAUACUGGCUGUCUGGUAUCUACAUUUCCCAGGAUCCCACUGGAUGUGUUAUAUCCAUUUGGUCAUUUGGGCCAGCCAAGUUGUUGUCUGAGUGUGCACUUGUUUUCCUGUCCUGUGCAUAGCUGAUUUAUGAAUGUCCUUGUGACCCCUGGAGCUCAGUGAAUGUGUGUUUGACAUUUGUUUGGGGGACAGGCUAGUGAAGGGGUCAGAGGAGGCGAGUGAGAAAGAGAGAGAGAGUGGGAAGUCAAGAGAGAGGAAAGUAGGGGUCAAGGGUGGAGAUAGGAAAGAGUGUGCGUCUAUGGGGGUGUGGGUUGGGUAGGAGUGAUGAGAGGUGUGUGUGAGGUUAGGGUAGCAGGAGGUAGAGGGGUAAAGCAUCCAUUUCAAAAUGGCAUGGUCAUAUGAGGCAUGGUGUCAAGUCCACCUGGGUUAUUUAUAGAACAGGGGUCAGGGGGAGAAGGGGGAGGAGACAGUGAGGAAGCUGGGAAUAAGGGACUGAGUAAGGAGGAAUGGAAGUGAGAAGGGGCGUGUGGUUACGUGUGUGUGUGUGGGGGGUGUAACUGACAAAGACAGAUCCCACACCGUGCUGGGUCUGCAGAAUGGCCCCUCACAUCAGCCAGCCUACUGUCAUAAAGUCCCUGAGCAUAGACAACAGCACUGAGGAAAACAUAGAGGACAGGACUGCUCUCCUCACAUCACUCACAUUAUGGAGUGAGGUGUGUUUGUGUGUGUGUGUGCGCGCGUGUGUGUGCGUAUGUGUGUGUGGUAGGGGGUGAGUGAGUCUAAAUUUCCAGUGACACCAGGGUAACCAUCACCACGGAAACAAAUCAUCCACCUCACUGCUGUGUCCCCAAAUCACCAGAUGCUCUCGUACCACAGUAAGGUAUGUGUGUGUUACCAGAUCAUCAGAUGUUGUCAUAGGUGGUGUGUGUUUGUCAUCUAUACAGCCGCGGGCCCUUUGGGUGAUAAACAUAUCAGCAGUUCUCUAUAUGGGCCAUAGAGCACUGCUUUAUCAGUGCUGAGGACACACCCUCUGGUCCCCUGUAGCUCAGUUGGUAGAGCAUGGCGCUUGCAACGCCAGGGUUGUGGGUUUGUUUCCCACGGGGGGCCAGUAUGAAAAUGUAUGCACUCACAAACUGUAAGUCGCUCUGGAUAAAAAUGUAAAUGGUUCAGUAUAAUAGGGUGUCCACCGUGAAAACGUGCUUUGGUGAUGACAUUUGUAUUUAUCAUGGAUCCCCAUUAGCUGCUGUCAAGGCAGCAGCUACUCUUCCUGGGGUCCAGCAAAAUUAAGGCAGUUAUACAUUUUAAAAACAUUACAAUACAUUCAUAACAGAUUUCACAACGUAUUAAAUGUGUGCCCUCAGGCCUCUACUCUACUACCACAUAUCUAUAACAUCACUUUAUAUUAUAAAAUACAUUUUACCAAGACAAAUAUGAUUCUUCGUGUUCUGAAUAGUUCAGUGGGGUCUUUCUCUAACAUAUCAUUAAAGCUACAAUAUGUAACUUUCUGGGCAACGCGGCCAAAUGCACAUAGAAAUGUGAGUUAUAGAUCUGUCAUUCUCAUUGAAAGCAAGUUUAAGAAGUGGUAGAUCUGUUAUAGGUGCGCUAUUUCUAUGCUUCCCGUUCUUAAGUUUCGUUUUUGCAUCUUUUACUUUUGGUUUUAUACUCCAGCUUCAAACAGCUGAAAAUACAAUAUUUUUGGUUAUGCAAAAGAUAUUUCACGGCGGUUUAGAUGGUACAAUGAUUCUCUACACUAUACUUGCUUGUUUUGUCACAAACUGAAAUUAGGUGAACUAUUAACAUAGGGCACCUUUAACAUUAUAUCCAAAAAGUUGGAUUUUCGUAACCUAAUACAUUCAAUAAUAAGCACCAAGCUCUGUUGACAGAGUGGUGCAGCUUUCUUGCUGAAACUUUUAGAGGAUUUUACAUUUUGUGUUCGUUAUCUUCCUAGUUGUUUCCACUCAGUGCUCCAUUGACAUUUCAGAGAUACGCUUGUUUUUGUGAGAAGUCUUCCAAAAUGAACUUCCUAUUAAUAUGAACAGUGUAUUCUAAAAUAUGAAAAUACUACAAAUCAAUAUCUAUCUUACAUCUAUAUUGUUUUCUGUCCUUCGGAUUUGAGAAGAAAGAUGAGGAGUUCAAUGGUAAGCCUGUCAGGUACCUUCAUUCUUGCACAGCAUCCAGCCUAUCUGACGCAAUGCUAUUUUCCAGAUUUUUGGCCACUUCUUUUCGCUGGCCUCCAUUGAUUUAGUCGCCCUAAUUUUUACCACCAAUACAUUUUUUACGGAUUAUGAUAGAGACAUGAGGUUUGGACCAGUCCAGUUAAACCAAAGCAGACCAAACUCACAGUACACACACCACUAGCAUUGUUGUGAAAACAGUGAGAGAUUGCAUGCCUAAGUCUUCUGUCCUUCCUUGUACUCUUCCCCACAUCUGAAGAGUCAUGUCAGACAAAGGAGGAGAGAAGGCGAGCGUGGUGAGGAAGGAGGCGAGUCCAGCAGCACAGGCCAAUCAGAACAAAGGAGCUCCCUGUGCGCCAUGUUGCCACAAGGGUGAGUGAGGGAGGUGGGGGAGAGAGGGACAAAGAUGUCAUCAGGGUCCCCUGGACUGUCUCAAUCGAUCGAUCAAUCUAUCAUUCAGAUGUUACAGAUGUAUAGCACUUAUUACAAACACAAGUGUCAGAGAGUACUUAAAGGGAUACUUCAGGAUUUUGGAAAUGAGGCCCUUUAUCUACUUUCCAAGAGUCAGAUGAACUUUUGGAUACCAUAUUUAUGUUUCUGCAUGCAGUUUGAAGGAAGUUGUUAACUAGUUCUAACGCAAUUGCUAACUAGCGUUAGCGCAAUGACUGGAAGUCUAUGAGUGUCUGCUAGCAGGCUCACGUAACUACCUCUAACUUCCUUCAUACUGGACACAGAGACAUAAAAAUGGUAUCCACAAUUUCAUCGGACUCUGAGGAAGUAGAUAAAGGGCCUUAUUGUCAAAAUCCCGAAGUAUCCCUUUAAGAAACACUGGGCUUUUUCCCACACCCAACAGUCCUUGUUUCCAUUCUUGCCCUGUCCUUGUCGCCAUUCCGUCACAACUACGGAUGUGAGAGGACUUGAUAGGUAACGUGAUACGUUACAUGCCACUAAUCUGAAAGGGCAUAUAUUAAAGUGGUCAUUGAGGGGAAAAAAACUUGAAAGGAGACAAGGGUAGGAAGGUAUUAGGAGUGUUGGGACAGCCCCUAGUCACCAGCAAGAGCAGAAAGAGACACACUGCCACAGCAAAGUCACCUUCACACACACACACACACACACAGGUCCAAUAUCCAAGCAGAGACACAGGGGACCAUGGUGACAUUAUAAAAGUUAGCAUAGUGCAGUUGUGUGCAGUGGUAGUUGCUGACCAGCCAAACUCUGGCUUAGGCUUAGGCUUAGGCUUACUUUCGUUCAAUAGCGCAUAGUGGCAUACUAGAGUGAGUGCUGUGGCGUAUACCGCGAUCGCUAUAUGGCAUACAUCUGCUUCCACAUCUUCUUACGCUAACAGUUUCAUACGCAGGCAGCUAGCUACUAACAGCACUGACUUAGGCAAUGAAGUGACAUGCUUUUAAAGGCACAGUUCACCCCAAAAUCAAACAAACUUAGAUUUUAGGGCAACUUAUUCCUAUCUUAAGGUGUCCCAAAUCAGGCUGUGCCAUGUGGUUUCCUAUUUAGAGAGAUGUUUACCUGGUAUACCAGGGGCCAAAACACAAGCAGUCCCUGCCUCGUAAGAGUCAAUCCCAUUAAGUUAAACCAUGCUAGCUAGCGGUUCACUAAUAGACUGAUGCCAGGAAUAAAUGGUGUUAAACCAAUUGGCUGGGCUAGAGUGGGGAGGUAGGGGGGAGCGAGAAGCAAUAUAUCACAGGCCCAGUAGACCAGAUCAGGGCUACUGUAGCUGGCCCGGCCAUCAGUACUUGACAGUACAUUGAUUUGACAAAGAACACCUUUAUAAAAGAGAAUUAGAUUCCCAAAUUUAGCUCAGUAACAAGGCUCCAACACAACUUUGGAUACUACUUUAGUAUGAAGCUAUGUAUUUGCCAUUCAUACUGAAUAGCCUAGUAUACUAGUGUGAAUAUUAUUUAGGACACAGUCAAGGAUUGUGUGAGCACCUUACCAAGAGUAAGGCAUUAGUGGGCCUGUAUAUCCACUAGUUAGUAGACACUGUGUGGUGUAUGUUGGUGUGUGUGUUUGCUUCUGUUGAAAAACUUUCUAGAGCAGCGUGUGGUGUGUGUGACUGUGAACGCAUACAGUGCCUUCGGAAAGUAUUCAGACCCCUUGACUUUUUCAAAAUGAAUAAAACAAAAAAAAUCCUCAACAAUCUACACACAAUACCCCAUAAUGACAAAUCGGAGGAAGUCGUGACAGUACCCCCCCCUUGACGCGCAGCUCCAGCAGCGCGCCGACACUGGCCUCGGGGAUGGCCAGGAGGACGCGGAGCAGAGCGAGCCGGAUGGUAACGGUGGAAAUCCCGCAAUAGGGAGGGAUCGAGGAUAUCCCUUACCGGAACCCAGCACCGCUCCUCCGGACCGUACCCCUCCCACUCCACAAGGUACCCGACGCCUCGAAUCCAGGAUGGAACGGAAGGAGUACGCCGGGGCCCCCUCGAUGUCCAGAGGGGGUUGAGGAACCUCCCGCACCUCAGACUACUGGAGCGGACCAGCCACCACCGGCCUGAGGAGAGACACAUGGAACGAGGGGUUAAUACGGUAGUUUGGAGGGAGUAAUAACCUAUAUGUAACCUCGUUUACCCUCCUCAGGACUUUGAACGGCCCCACAAACCGUGGGCUCAGCUUCCGGCAGGGCAGGCGGAGGGGCUGUUGAGACAGUACAGCGCCUAUCCCUACCUCGGACGCAUCCACCUCCACUACGAACGGUAGUGAUGGAUCGGGAUGGGCCAGUACCGGGGCUGAGGUGAACAGAACCCUCAGGUUACUGAAGGCCCUGUCAGCCUCAGCAGACCAGCGGAGCCGGGACGGCUCACCCUUCAACAGAGAUGUUACGGGAGCUGCGACCUUGCCAAAGCCCGGGAUAAACCUCCGAUAGUAGUUGGCAAAGCCAAUAAAGCGCUGCACCUCCUUGACCGUGGUUGGAGUCAGCCAAUGACGGAUGGAGCAUUCAUCAAACCGUAAGUCAUCACCGGGUAUUCGUAAUGCCCGUGGUGGUGCUGAAUGCUGUCUUCCGCUCGUCCCCUUCUCGGACACACACCAGGUUGUACGCACUCCGGAGAUCUAAUUUUGUGAAGAAGCGCGCCCCAUGCAUUGACUCGAUCACAGAUGGAAUGAGGGGUAGAGGAUAACUAUAACGUAUUGUCCCCUUGUUCAGUGCUCGGUAAUCAAUGCAAGGGCGCAGACCUCCGUCUUUUUUCUUCACGAAAAGAAACUUGAGGAGGCGGGCGAAGUGGAGGGACGUAUGAACCCCUGGCGCAGGGACUCGGAGACGUAUGUCUCAGUUUCAGCCUGCGACAGGGGAUACACAUGACUCCUGGGAGGCACAGCGUCUACCCGGAGGUUUAUCGCGCGAUCCCCCGCCCGAUGAGGUGGUAAUUUAGUCGCCUGUGUUUUGGAAAACGUGAGGUAGUGUCUGGACUUUCCACCGUGGUUGCACCAACGGAAACAUCAAUACACCUACCCUGACACUCUCGCAACCACCCCGUAAGAACCCUCUGCGGCCAUGAAAAGGUGGGAUUGUGUAAUGCUAACCAGGGAAGACCUAACACAACAGGGAAAUCAGGUGACUCAAUAAUGUAAAAAAAGUGACUUGCUCUCUAUGGGACUUGUGCGUAACCAUAGUGACUGGUGCUGUAACUUCUCUAACGAACCCGGACCCUAAUGGUCGACUGUCAAGUGCUCUGAUGGGGAGUGGAAUGGAUAGGGGAACCAAGGUAAUACCUAGAAUAUGUGCUAACGACUUGUCCAUAAAGUUCCAAGCUGCGCCUGAAUCGACCAGCGCCUUACACUGGGGAACUACUGGGUAAUCAGGAAAGCGGAUGUGUAGGGUACAGUGCGCAGCAGAGGGCUCUGAACGAGUGUGGGUGUUCGAUACCUGGGGUGAUGCGAGAGUGCACUGCCUGCCACCUCCAGACCCAAAAGAACGCUGACGACAGCGUACAGUUGAAUGUCCUCUCGUGCCACAAGAGUGACAGUGGCGCUGUCGUCCUCCGCUCUCCCGGAUCGCCGCACCAUCCAGCUCCAUCAUCUCGUGAUCCGGGUUGGGGGGGUGGGGUGGAACGGGCAGACCCCUUCCAGGAUGUCCUCUAGAAGCCAGCAGGUUGUCCAACCGGAUGGCCAUGUCCACCAGUUGAUUGAAGGACAACAUGGUGUCCCGGCAGGCUAGCUCCCUUCGGACGUCCUCUCGCAGGCACACAGCCAAGACAACACAGGAGGGGCUUCCGGACAAGUCUCUGAAUGUCCUUGAGUGGCCCAGCCAGAGCCCGGACUUGAACCCGAUUAAUCAUCUCUGGAGAGACCUGAAAAUAGCUGUGCAGCAACGCUCCCCAUCCAACCUGACAGAGCUUGAGAGGAUCUGCAGAGAAGAAUGGGAGAAACUCCCCAAAUACAGGUGUGCCAAGCUUGUAGCGUCAUCCCCAAGAAGACUCGAGGCUGUAGUCGCUGCCAAAGGUGCUUCAACAAAGUACUGAGUAAAGGGUCUGAAUACUUAUGUAAAUGUAUUAGUUAUUUGUAUUUUGUAUUAUAACUUUGCAAAAAUUUCUAAAAAACUUUUUUUGCUUUGUCAUUAUGGGGUAUUGUGUGUAGAUUGAUGAGAGAAAAAAACACAAUUUAAACAAUUUUAGAAUAAGGCUGUAACUUAACAAAAUGUGGAAAAAGUCAAGGGGUCUGAAUAUUUUCCGAAGGCACUGUAGAUAGAUGCUGUGUGGACACUGUGUCUAGGCCUAGUUGCUGUGUGGACACUGUGUGUAGGCCUAGAUGCUGUGUGGACACUGUGUGUAGGCCUAGAUGCUGUGUGGACACUGUGUGCCUCCUAUGAGUUAUAGAAGUGAUGUUGUAGUAUCAGAGAUACACCCUAAUGUGUCUAUCUCUCUCCACAGUCGCCAUGGCUGUUCCUCCUGCAUACUCAGACCUGGGAAAAGCCGCCAAAGACAUCUUCGGCAAGGGCUAUGGUGAGUCAUCAAAUCACCCCCUCCACCACCACACACAAGGAGAAAGGGAGGAGACACCUGCAUAUUUCAUGUGUCUGUACGCUCUUAGGAUCACUCAACCUCUCUCUCUCGCUCUCUCUCUCCCCCUGAGACCAUAAACCUCAGCUGGUCAUCAAGGACUCUGUGACCUCUAGCCUUUGAUUUACAACUGUAAGGGGAUGGGGGCUGGGACUCAAUGUGUGUGUGUUUAGACGUGGUUCAUCCUCAUUCAUAAUGAGUCAAACAGUGCCUCUUGGCAUCUUUGUAUCUGACCAUUAGAUCAACUUUUCUGCAAAUGUUCUUGUUUCACAACUGUGAAGCUUGAAAGCUUGGAUGACCCUCAUUGAAAACAAUCAUGUAAAUGAUUGUAUAUGCCAUUUAGCAGAUGCUUUUAUCCAAAGUGACUCCAUUCCUGGUGUUGUAAGUGCCAUGCUCUUCCAACUGAGCCAUACAGGACCAUGAGUUUUCUCUUCCCCCUCUUCAUUCUCCUCUCUCUCUUUUUCCCUCUAGGCUUUGGAAUCGUGAAACUGGACCUAAAGACCAAGGCCCAGAGUGGAGUUGUAAGUACAACGUCUCGCUCCCUCUUUCACUGUCAUUUGUUGAAUCCCUCCUCUUUUUUAUACAUUUAUUUACAUAUCACCCUUUAUUUUAGGACGGUAACCUGGCUGUAAAGGCCUUGUUGCAAAAGGAGGGAUAUCAUGUUUUUCAAAGCAUUCAUCACAGAUGUGUAACAUUUACAUUUAGGCUUCACUCGAUCCGAGUGACCCAUUCAUUUGUGUGUGUGUGUGUGUGUGUGUGUGUGCGUAUAGUCUGGCCCUAUAAGCCUCAUGUCUAACACCUCAGGGCCUCAGGGCUGAGCAGGACAGUCAAAAUGGCUGACUCACUGUCUGCUGGUGGUGUAUGUGUGUGUGUCUGCCAGAGAGUCUGACAGACUGUUUAACUCACAGAGUCAGCUCGGUACAUCACUGUCUAUCUGACUAGAAUCUCCUUCUACGUUAGAACAAAAUGGAUCCCGCUCAUAGCAUUGCUGUUCCCUGAAAUGGUCAGUUAUCCGCUCUUAAAAGUGUUAGGGGCAGCAAUACUGUGUGCAGGAUUAUUUAGGGGUGUGUGUGUGUCAUUAUCUUCAUCUAAUUUUCGCCUGUACACAUUGGAUAUGUAUUUUACCCGUUUGGAUAACUAAUCUAACGCUCCCUCUGACUAAAUUCAAUCACCAAGACUUCAUGAAAUACACUUUACUUGGACUUCUCAGAAAACUCAACCGUAUCUUGUAAAAUGAGAGGUUGUACAGCUCUGAUUCACAGUUCAAACACAUUGGUGCAGUGUUGGUGUCUCUGGCAUACAGUAUGUACAUGGGAAUCUUCUCUUCUUUUCUGAAAGAGUGGAAAAGUGAUUGAGUGUGAAUACCUGUGUGUUUCUGACUGAACUCUCUGCCUCUCUCUUCCUUUGCCUUUUUUCUGCUUCCUCUCUGGACUUCAUUGUCAGAUGGUAAGGGUGUGUGUGGGUGUGUGUGUGUGUGUGUGUGUGUGUGUGUGUGUGUGUGUGUGUGUGUGUGUUUGUGUGGAGCAGGCUUUUGCUCCCUGCAGGCUUUUUUGCAGCAGUGUCCCAGCUGAUUGAUUGAUACCAUUCCCCCUACACUGCUAAAGCUAUAACGACAUUAACUCCUAUCCCUAGACACACACACCUUUAGACUGGUCUAACUGGCCAGGUUACUGGUCUAUAGGUUACUAGUUAUUGGUCUGCCAGUGACUAGAUGACUGGCUUGACCAGCAAACAGGGUCUCUUCCCUCAGCUCACAGCAUUCCCCUAGCAUCCUUUCCCCACUCACCUCUCCAUGGAUUCCCUCAGUGUCUAACACAGUGGUUAUCAACACUAGAUUUGGUUCCAGCUCAGCACUAACACACCUGAUUCAACUACUAAAGGUCUAGAGGAUUAGUUGAUUAGUUAAAGCAGGUGUGCUGGGUGGAACAAAAGCCUGCACACUGUCCAUGACCAAUGUCAGUGAUCACUGUUUAAGGGUAUCUACCAUUACUCAAAAUAGUAGCUACUGACUAUAACCAGUCAUGCAAACCUGAGAGGAAUUGCUUGGCAGAGAUGUGGAAGGGGUGCUUAUCUCUUUAUUUCUCUCUCUCUCUCUCUCUUCAGUGAGGAGUGUGCUAAGCUCUCGUUAAGACUACUCUUCUGUAUCAGUUCCCCUUCUCUUUUCUAUUUUCUCUCCUUUGCUCCAGUUUCUUCUGCUGUGCUCUCUUACUUUUCUGCUAUUAACCAUCCCUCAUUUCCCCUCUCCUUCUCCAACAUCGCUCACUCCUCUCGCUCCCUCCUCUCUCCUUCUCUUUCUCAGGAGUUUACAACCUCAGGCUCCAGUAACACAGACACAGGGAAGGCAACAGGUAACAUGGAGACCAAGUACAAGGUGAAGAAGCUGGGCCUGAGCUUCAACCAGAAAUGGAACACAGACAACACCCUGACCACAGAGGUCUCCAUGGAGGACCAGGUGAGUUUGAAACCAGUUCAGCCUAAAACCAGGUUACACCACACUUAACCAUCUCCUGACACCACUUGAUAUUGACUCAUUAAAUGAAAACUGGUAUGUAUACGCAACGUUUGAAAGUCAGUACUAUUAUUAGCCAUAUUGUUCAUAUUGUUUUGUGUCUGCUGUUCAACAAUAUGUGAUAUACCUCCUCUAUCCUGUGUGUCUGUAGCUGGCUAAGGGCUUGAAGCUGGCCCUGGACACGUCGUUUGUGCCCAACACUGGGUAAGCUGAUCACUCACUGAUCAAUCUUUACCUCCCUCCCUAAUCUUUAGUAGUCCACAUGAACAUGAAGGAUUUUGAAAUAAUCGCAGCACCAGUAUAGACGUAAACCGGUCACUGGAGCUGUUGUUUUCUAUUGUCAAAUUGGCCCAUAAUGUCACAUGAAGCCUGACACCCUCUCUACUUUUAUCUGGCCCCUUCCUCUCUGUCUGCAGUAAGACGAGUGCCAAGCUGAAGACUGGCUACAAGCGCGACUUCAUCAACUUGGGCUGUGACCUUGACUUUGACAUGGCCGGCCCUACGGUUCACGCAGCUGCUGUGCUGGGCUACGAGGGCUGGCUGGCCGGGUACCAGAUGGCUUUCGACACAGCCAAGUCUAAACUGUCCCAGAACAACUUUGCCCUGGGAUACAAGGCUGGGGACUUCCAGCUCCAUACCAACGUGUGAGUACCACUACUCCUAACCCUAACCUUAAUUUCUACCCCUAACCACUACCCCUGACCCUAACUACUACCCCCAACCCUGACUCUAACCUAACCACUGACCAGCAGAGGUUGCUUUGUGUUUGCGCUAAGUUGCUUUCUCCAUGAAUUUCAUUAUUUCCAUUACUUCUGUGUUACAUUUGCCAAGUGGCCAGUCAUGAUCCACCAGAAGUUGAUUUAAAAGCUAUGUAGCACCGUACUGAAUAAGCCCAUGGUGUUUUGUCCUCUCAGUAACGACGGUACAGAGUUCGGCGGCUCCAUCUACCAUAAGGUGAACUGCCACCUGGAAACAGCCAUCAACCUGGCCUGGACGGCCGGCAGCAAUAACACACGCUUCGGCAUCGGAGCCAAAUACCAGCUGGACAAGGACGCUUCGCUGUCUGUGAGUACCACAACCACACAUACAUAACCACACAGAACCACACACCUGUCCAUAUUGCCAGGACUAGAACCACACAACCAGCCAAAUGCGUGCUUGUAUCACCUCUGUGUCGGUCUGUCUCCCCCUGCAGGCCAAAGUCAACAACGCCAGUCUAAUUGGAGUCGGCUACACACAGGCCCUCCGGCCAGGUAACUCAAAUCACCUUAACCUUAACCUGUAUCUACCAGAUGCCGAGCUACAUCUGUCUUUAUCUACAAACCUUGACUAUUAGUACCAGAGGAGGGGUAGAAGAAACUAAUAGGUGAUUUCAUUAUUACUGAAACAGGAUACAAGUGGAAAAUAUAAAGAUCCAGUCCAGUUAAAAAAUUGGAGGCCCCUUACACUUCAGUGUUGUGAUGCAAAAAUUCUAGCAAAAUGUAUAGCGCAUAGAAAUAUAAAGGUAUUGUCGGACAUUAUUCAUUCUAAUCAGACAGGUUUUUUACAUGGGCGAUACAGUGAGGGAAUUAAGUAUUUGAUCCCCUGCUGAUUUUGUACGUUUGCCCACUGACAAAGACAUGAUCAGUCUAUAAUUUGAAUGGUAGGUUUUAUUUGAACAGUGAGAGACAGAAUAACAACCAAAAAAUCCAGAAAAACGCAUGUCAAAAAUGUUAUAAAUGUAUUUGCAUUUUAAUUAGGGAAAUAAGUAUUUGACCCCUCUGCAAAACAUGACUUAGUACUUGGUGGCAAAACCCUUGUUGGCAAUCACAGAGGUCAGACGUUUCUUGUAGUUGGCCACCAGGUUUGCACACAUCUCAGGAGGGAUUUUGUCCCACCCUCUUUGCAGAUCUUCUCCAAGUCAUUAAGGUUUCGAGGCUGACGUUUGGCAACUCGAACCUUCAGCUCCCUCCACAGAUUUUCUAUGGGAUUAACGUCUGGGGACUGGCUAGGCCACUCCAGGACCUUAAUGUGCUUCUUCUUGAGCCACUCCUUUGUUGCCUUGGCCAUGUGUUUUGGGUCAUUGUCAUGCUGGAAUACCCAUCCACGACCCAUUUUCAAUGCCCUGGCUGAGGGAAGGAGGUUCUCACCCAAGAUUUGACGGUACAUGGCCCCGUCCAUCGUCCCUUUGAUGCGGUGAAGUUGUCCUGUCCCCUUAGCAGAAAAACACCCCCAAAGCAUAAUGUUUCCACCUCCAUGUUUGACGGUGGGGAUAGUGUUCUUGGGGUCAUAGGCAUCAUUCCUCCUCCUCCAAACACGGCGAGUUGAGUUGAUGCCAAAGAGCUUGAUUUUGGUCUCAUCUGACCACCACACUUUCACCCAGUUCUCCUCUGAAUCAUUCAGAUGUUCAUUGGCAAACUUCAGACGGGCCUGUAUAUGUGCUUUCUUGAGCAGGGGGACCUUGCGGGCACUGCAGGAUUUCAGUCCUUCACGGCGUAGUGUGUUACCAAUUGUUAUCUUGGUGACUAUGGCCCCAGCUGCCUUGAGAUCAUUGACAAGAUCCUCCCGUGUAGUUCUGGGCUGAUUCCUCACCGUUCUCAUGAUCAUUGCAACUCCACGAGGUGAGAUCUUGCAUGGAGCUCCAGGCCGAGGGAGAUUGACAGUUAUUUUGUGUUUAUUCCAUUUGCGAAUAAUCGCACCAACUGUUGUCACCUUCUCACCAACUGCUUGGCGAUGGUCUUGUAGCCCAUUCCAGCCUUGUGUAGGUCUACAAUCUUGUCCCUGACAUCCUUGGAGAGCUCUUUGGUCUUGACUAUGGUGGAGAGUUUGGAAUCUGAUUGAUUGAUUGCUUCUGUGGACAGGUGUCUUUUAUACAGGUAACAAGCUGAGAUUAGGAGCAAUCCCUUUAAGAGUGUGCUCCUAAUCUCAGCUCGUUACCUGUAUAAAAGACACCUGGGAGCCAGAAAUCUUUCUGAUUGAGAGGGGGUCAAAUACUUAUUUCCCUCAUUAAAAUGCAAAUCAAUUUAUAACAUUUUUGACAUGCGUUCUUCUGGAUUUUUUUGUUGUUAUUCUGUCUCUCAGUGUUCAAAUAAAACUACCAUUAAAAUGAUAGACUGAUCAUUUCUUUGUCAGUGGGCAAACGUACAAAAUCAGCAGGGGAUCAAAUACUUUUUUCCCACACUGUACAUUGGAGAUAAUAUAAGGCAAGUACUGGAAACAAUAGAACACUAUGAAAAAUCUGGGAAACCAGGCCUGCUAUUCAUAGCAGACUUCGAAAAGGCAUUUGAUAAAGUACGACUGGGGUUUAUAUAUAAAUGCCUGGAGCAUUUACAUUUUGGAGAAUCUCUUAUAAAAUGGGUCAAAAUCAUGUAUAGUAACCCUAGGUGUAAAAUAGUAAAUAAUGGCUAUAUCUCAGAAAAUGUAAAACUGUCAAGAGGAGUGAAACAAGGUUGUCCACUAUCGGCAUAUCUAUUUAUUAUGGCCAUCGAGAUGUUAGCUAUUAAAAUCAGAUCCAACAAUAAUAUCAAGGGAUUAGAAAUCCAGGGCUUAAAAACAAAGGUGUCAUUGUACGCUGAUGAUUCAUGUUUUCUUUUAAAUCCACAACUUGAUUCCCUCCACAGCCUCAUGGAGGAUCUAUAUACAUUUUCUAACCUCUCUGGAUUACAACCAAAUUACUAUAUUAUGUAUUGGAUCACUAAAAAAUACAAUUUUUACAUUACCAUGUAGUUUACCAAUAAAAUGGUCUGAUGGUUAUGUGGAUAUACUCGGAAUACAUAUCCCAAAUGAAAUAAAUGAUCUCACUCCAAUACAUUUUAAUAGAAAUUUAGCAAAAAUAGAUAAGAUCUUGCUACCAUGGAAAGGUAAAUACCUGUCAAUUUGUGGAAAAAUCACACUGAUUAACUCUUUAGUAUUAUCCCAGUUUACCUAUUUGCUUAUGGUCUUGCCUAUGCCUAGCGAACAGUUUUUUAAAAUUAUAUGAGAAAAAAAAUAUUCUAUUUUAUUUGGAACGGCAAGCCAGACAAAAUUAAACGGGCCUAUUUAUAUAAUGAAUAUGAAUUAGGAGGACAGAAAUGAUUAAAUAUUAAAGCAUUAGACCUAUCACUAAAAGCUUCAGUCAUACAAAAAUUAUACUUAAAUCUGAACUGGUUCUCUAGCAAACUAGUAAGAUUGUCUCACCCAAUGUGCAAGAAGGGAUUUUUUCCCUUUAUUCAGAUUACAACCCCUCACUUUCAGGUAUUUGAAAAGGAAAUAAUCUCCCAAAUAUCACUAUUUAUAAAACAAGCCAUAGAAAGUUGGAUGCAAUUUCAAUUGAAUCCUCCAGAAAUUACAGAACAAAUAUUGCAACAAAUAUUGUGGUUAAACUCAAAUAUACUAAUUGAUAAAAAAAACAUUAUUUUUUUAGAAAAUGUUUAAAAAAGGUAUAAUCUUCGAAAAUGAUAUUAUCAGUAGGAAUGGUGGAGUUAUGUCGCACAUGCAGCUAACAAAAACAUAUGGAAAUGUCUGCUCUACCCAAAACUACAACCAAAUAAUUGCAGCAUUACCGCAAAAAUGGAAGAGGAAAGUGGAAGAGGGAAAAAGUAAGGAACUUGUCUGUCGGCCUUGCAUUAAAGAACAUAAUUGGUUAAAGAAAAUUGUGAUAAAUAAAAAAGUUUACCAGAAGAUUGACAGCCGUCCCAUAUAGAUUGCAAAAUAGUUGGGAAGAGAUUUUUGACGUACCGAUUCCAUGGCAUAGUGUUUAAGAACUGAUACGCAAAAUGACGCCGGAUUCAAAACUUAGAAUUUUUCAAUUUAAAUUAUUAUAUCAAAUUCUUGCUACCAAUGGAAUGUUAUUUGUAUGGGGAUACAAUCUUCCCAGCUCUGCAGAUUUGGCUGUGAAGAGACAGAAUCAUUAGAUCAUUUGUUUUGGUACUGUCCAUUUGUAGCUUGUUUCUGGACACAGGUCCAGGAAUGGCUGAAUGAUUGCAAUAUUUGCAUGGAGCUGACCCUGCAGAUAGCACUACUGGGUGAUCUGAAAAGUCAUAGUCAAUCAAUCAAUAAUAUAAUAAUACUUUUAGCAAAGAUGUUUAUUUUCAAUUCACAAACUGUAGAAACAAUGAGAAUAGAAAGGUUCAGAACUUUUGUAAAACAUCACAGUACAGUUGAAAAAUAUAUGGCAAAUAGAAAUCCAAUAUGGAUGGUGUUAAGAGAUAGAUGGGAGGUGUUGAAUGGAGCUGAAGGAUGGGACUAAUAACAACAACUAAUAACAACAAGAUAACUAGUGUAAAACAUGAUGUGUCCAUAAUAAGUAUAUAGGUUAUAUAUUGUGAGCUUUUGUGAAAGAGCACAGUUAGAAAGAUAUGGCAUAUAGAAGCAUACCAGAUGGACAUCAUGAAAAUGAUCGGAGGAAGUUCAGGAGUAAAAACAAACAAAAUAUAAUUAGUGACUGUGUCCAUAAAAUGUAUAUAGUAUGUAUAAGCAUGAACGACAGCGUGUUCCAGUUCCCGCCAAUAUACAGCAACUUCGCACAGCCAUUGAAGAGGAGUGGGACAACAUUCCACAGGCCACAAUCAACAGCCUGAUCAACUCUGUGCAUUUUACAUUUACAUUUUAAUCAUUUAGCAGACACUCUUAUCCAGAGCGACUUACAGUUUUUUAGUGAGUGCAUACAUUUUCAUACUGGCCCCCCAUGGAAAUCGAACCCACAACCCUGGCGUUGCAAACGCCAUGCUCUACCAACUGAGCUACACUGGACUGGAGAUGUGUCACGCUGCAUGAAGCAAAUGAUGGUCACACCAGAUACUAAUUGGUUUUCUGAUCCACGUCCCUACUUUAUUUUAAAGAUACAGUUGAAGUUUGAAGUUUACAUACACUUAGGUUGGAGUCAUUAAAACUCGUUUUUCAACCACUCCACAAAUUUCUUGUUAACAAACUAUAGUUUUGGCAAGUCGGAUAGGACAUCUACUUUGUGCAUGACACAAGUAAUUUUUCCAACAAUUGUUUACAGAAAGACUAUUGCACUUAUAAUUCACUGUAUCACAAUUCCAGUGGGUCAGAAGUUUACAUACACUAAGUUGACUGUGCCUUUAAACAGCUUGGAAAAUUCCAGAAAAUGAUGUCAUGGCUUUAGAAGCUUCUGAUAGGCUAAUUGACAUAAUUUGAGUCAAUUGGAGGUGUACCUGUGGAUGAAUUUCAAGGCCUACCUUCAAACGCAGUGCCUCUUUGCUUGACAUCAUGGGGAAAUCAAAAUAAAUCAGCCAAGACCUCAGAAAAAAAUUGUAGACCUCCACAAGUCUGGUUCAUCCUUGGGAGCAAUUUUCAAACGGCUGAAGGUACCACGUUUAUCUGUUCAAACAAUAGUACGCAAGUAUAAACACCAUGGGACCACGCAGCCGUCAUACCACUCAGGAAGGAGACGCGUUCUGUCACCUAGAGAUGAACGUACUUUGGUGCGAAAAGUGCAAAUCAAUCCCAGAACAACAGCAAAGGACCCUGUGAAGAAGCUGGAGGAAACAGGUACAAAAGUAUCUAUAUCCACAGUAAAACGAGUCCUAUAUCGACAUAACCUGAAAGGCCGCUCAGCAAGGAAGAAGCCACUGCUCCAAAACCGCCAUAAAAAAGCCAGACUACGGUUUGCAACUGCACAUGGGGACAAAGAUCGUAUUUUUCUCUGCUCUGAUUAAACAAAAAUAGAACUGUUUGGCCAUAAUGACCAUUGUUAUGUUUGGAGGAAAGGGGGGGGGGGGGGGGGGGGCUUGCAAUCCAAAGAACACCAUCCCAACCGUGAAGCACGGGGGUGGCAGCAUCAUGCUGUGGGGGUGCUUUGCUGCAAGAGGGACUGGUGCACUUCACAAAAUAGAUGGCAUCAUGAGGAAGGAAAACUAUGUGGAUAUAUUGAAGCAACAUCUCAAGACAUCAGUCAGGAAGUUAAAGCUUGGUCGCAAAUGGGUCUUCCAAAUGGACAAUGACCACAAGCAUACUUCCAAAGUUGUGGCAAAAUGGCUCAAGGACAACAAAGUCAAGGUAUUGGAGUGGCCAUCACAAAGCCCUGACCUCAAUCCUAUAGAACAUUUGUGGGCAGAACUGAAAAAGCAUGUGCGAGCAAGGAGGCCUACAAACCUGACUCAGUUACACCAGCUCUGUCAGGAGGAAUGGGCCAAAAUUCACCCAAAUUAUUGUGGGAAGCUUGUGGAAGGCUACCCGAAACGUUUGACCUAAGUUAAACAAUUUAAAGGCAAUGCUACCAAAUACUAAUUGAGUGUAUGUAAACUUCUGACCCACUGGGAAUGUGAUGAAAUAAAUAAAAGCUGAAAUAAAUCAUUCUCUCUACUAUUAUUCUGACAUUUCACAUUCUUAAAAUAAAGUGGUGAUCCUAACUUCCCUAAGACAGGGAUUUUUUUUACUAGGAUUAAAUGUCAGGAAUUGUGAAAAUCUGAGUUUAAAUGUAUUUGGCUAAGGUGUAUGUGAUCAACAGAUGCAUAUCUGUAUUCCCAGUCAUGUGAUUUGGGCCUAAUGAAUUUAUUUCAAUUGACUGAUUUCCUUAUAUGAACUGUAACUUAGUAAAAUCUUUGAAAUUGCAUGUUGCGUUUAUAUUUUUGUUCAGUAUAAAUGAAAGGAGCAGUACUUUCUGUGUUAAGACUAAUGUCUCUCUCUCUCUCUAGGAGUGAAGCUGACUCUCUCAGCUCUGAUCAAUGGGAAGAACUUCAAUGCAGGCGGUCACAAGGUUGGCAUGGGCUUUGAGCUGGAGGCAUAAGGAUGGAGGGAAGAGGAGAUGGGAGAAGAGAAGGAAAAGAGCCUGGAUCUGACAAAACCUUAAUGACACCUGACCUGUAGGCCGUCAUUGUAAAUAAGA
Messenger RNA from Coregonus sp. 'balchen', 24587 nucleotides. The record is from the annotation of a GenBank genome assembly. Lineage: Eukaryota; Metazoa; Chordata; Actinopteri; Salmoniformes; Salmonidae.